AUGACCAAGAAGAGGAGGAACAACGAGCGCGCCAAGAAGGUCCGCGGGCACGUGCAGCCCAGCCGCUGCGUGCCCAAGGAUAAGGCCAUCAAGAAGUUCGUCAUCCGCAACAUCGUGGAAGCUGCGGCCGUCAGGGACAUUUCCGAGGCCAGUGUUUUGGACUCUCAUGUGCUCCCCAAACUGUAUGUGAGACUGCAUUACUGUGUGAACUGCGCGAUCCACAGCAAGGUAGUGAGGAAUUGGUCUUGUGAGGCACGAAAGGAUCGGACACCCCCACCCCGCUUCAGACCUGCUGGUGUUGCCCCCAGACCCCCUCCAAAGCCAAUGUAA
This is a messenger RNA of Dromiciops gliroides (monito del monte), 330 nucleotides long. RefSeq names its product 40S ribosomal protein S26-like. Gene Ontology annotation, biological process: translation. Gene Ontology annotation, cellular component: cytosolic small ribosomal subunit; ribosome. Gene Ontology annotation, molecular function: mRNA binding; structural constituent of ribosome. Lineage: Eukaryota; Metazoa; Chordata; Mammalia; Microbiotheria; Microbiotheriidae. The record is from RefSeq and is a predicted model, not a curated record. The coding region runs from base 1 to 330 and encodes 109 amino acids. The transcript has a single exon.